AUGACAGGCUCCCGCCGGAAGAUCAAGGUGAAGAACCCCGUGGUGGAAUUGGAUGGCGAUGAGAUGACAAGGAUUAUUUGGCAAGAUAUCAAGGAUAAAGGCUUAGAAUACCGUGACCAGACCAACGACCAAGUCACCAUUGAUUCAGCAGAGGCUAUCAAGAAAUACGGGGUAGGCGUCAAGUGCGCUACUAUUACCCCAGACGAGGCCAGAGUCGAAGAAUUUAAGCUGAAGCAGAUGUGGCUAUCUCCAAAUGGGACUAUCAGAAACAUCCUCGGCGGAACUGUUUUCCGUGAACCGAUUGUGAUUCCUCGCAUCCCCCGACUCGUACCCGGCUGGAAGAAACCAAUUAUCAUCGGUCGACAUGCAUUUGGAGACCAAUACCGGGCCAAGGACCUCGUCGUCCCCGGACCAGGCACCCUCGAGCUCGUCUACACGCCGAAAGGCGGCCAGCCCGAGCACAUUAAGGUCUUCGAUUUCGAGGGCGGCGGAGUUGCCAUGAGUCAAUACAACACAGAUGAUUCCAUCGCCGGCUUCGCGCAUGCCAGCUUCAAACUGGCUCUCUUAAAAGAAAUGCCCCUGUAUAUGAGCACCAAAAAUACUAUUCUCAAGAAAUACGACGGGAGGUUUAAGGAUAUCUUCCAGGAGAUCUUUGAGGCGAACUACAAGAAGGACUUCGAUGCCAAGGGCAUCUGGUACGAACAUAGACUUAUCGAUGACAUGGUCGCGCAGAUGAUCAAGAGCGAUGGUGGCUUCGUCAUCGCCAUGAAGACCGCCCACGGCACCGUCACCCGCCACUAUCGCGAAUACCAAAAGGGCAACGAAACCUCCACCAACCCCAUCGCGUCCAUCUUCGCCUGGACCCGCGGCCUCAUCCGCCGCGGCCAGCUCGACAACACCCCCGACGUCGUCGUGUGGGCGGAGCAGCUGGAGCGCGCGUGCAUCGAUGUCGUCGACGAGGACGGGGUCAUGACCAAGGACCUGGCGCUAGCGUGCGGGCGCAAGGAUCGCGCGGCGUGGGUGACGACGCGAGAGUAUCUAGAAGCGGUAGAGAGGCGGUUGCAGAAGAAUCUGGCGAAUGCGAAGUUGUAG
Molecule: messenger RNA, 1092 nt
Organism: Histoplasma mississippiense
Lineage: Eukaryota; Fungi; Ascomycota; Eurotiomycetes; Onygenales; Ajellomycetaceae
Exons: 6
Coding region: 1-1092 (363 amino acids)
Biological process (GO): isocitrate metabolic process
Cellular component (GO): mitochondrion
Molecular function (GO): isocitrate dehydrogenase (NADP+) activity
Source: RefSeq, a predicted model, not a curated record